Strongylus vulgaris is the source of this 471-nucleotide messenger RNA. Lineage: Eukaryota; Metazoa; Nematoda; Chromadorea; Rhabditida; Strongylidae. The record is from the annotation of a GenBank genome assembly.
GUUUCCACAGGUGGAAUGAUCAAAUUAGCAUCAGCGCGUGCUUUUCAUAUGGCUAUCGUAUGGGAUGUCGUUAUCAUAUCUACAGUGAUUUUGUUAUAUCAUGCACUCACAUUGGCCGCUAUUGUUAUGUUUAUGGAAAAAUUUGCUGUUCAACUGUAUCCUUUUGAUGGCGCCCAUGAACGUUUCACGUUUGUCACUUCCCCUCGUUUCAUGCCAUUGAUCAUCGUAGUCGAAGUCAGUAUUUAUGAGUAUGCCCCUUUCAUGGUUAUUGAGUGCUCUGCAUUUCUUCGCCAGAUUUUUUAUCCCCAUGCAAACAUUGAUGACGAAUAUGUGGGUUGUUGUGACAAUGUUACGAGAGAAGUAUGCAGAUUCCACUCGAAAACAUCUUUCUAUCGUACACGUUUGGAUACUGCUAAUCUUACUUUGCUUCUGUGGAUAUAUUGUCAGCUUAAUGUUCAUUUUGCCGGGUAA